UCUCUCGUGAGCCAGUGCGUGCAGGGGCAGCUGGAUGUCUUAAUGGACCGCUAUCUCAUUUCAUUACGCGGCAGCUCCCUAGAUUGUGAAAACGUAAGAAGAGUACAGCUUACUUGGUUUUCAUGAUCUCGUCUUUAAGUGAUUUUGUUUAUUCAACUCUGAGUUAGGCAUUAAGGAAGAACGUCGUUGUCUGCGUUACUUUUUGGGGGAAACAACACAUCACUAUCUGUAGCUAGCUAGCCUCUCAUGGGUUUAACCCUCCGGUAACGUUAGUUAUGGUUAGAGACCCGCACCCAGCCACGUAAUACGUCGUCUGUUGAAAUAACACUUUUUGCAUAUCGUCUCAUAAAAAUCUCCUGUUGAGUCACCAGUUACUGAUAUAACCUAGCUACGAUUGGCCGCCCCGGGUAGCUAGUUCCCUGUAGGAUCACUAACGCUCACUAGCUAAGCUAUCUUACACGAACCGACGCACAAAAUUCACAAAAACGUGUGAAGUUCUGUCUGCCACGGCGUGAUCUGGAGAUGGAGUCGCUGGGAUAUAGCUGUCUCUAGCUAGCUUCCUCUCUGUUUGAAAGGGACCGAAGUAGCAACAGCAACACCGAACGAGAGAGAAGACUGGCCAGUGUGGGAAUGAAGGAGGUGAAUUUGUUCCAUCGACGCUUCUCUCUCUGUCCCACGGCCACGUCCCCGCCCAAGAUCGACCCGCGCACGCUCAGCCGUAACCUGUCCUACGGAGGGGACAAUGAGCUGUACUCACUCAGUCCAGGGAAUGAGUCGGAGAGUAACGGUGUUCCCGGGCAGACGGACGAGGUGAGCCCCGCCCAGUCUCCCAGCACCACCUCGGAGUCAAAGAUGUUCAUAGGCCUGGAGAAAGAGAGUUCCUCACCCACUGAAAAGCUGGCAAGAAAGGAAUCUCUAAAGGUACAGAAAAUGAAUUAUCGUCAGGAAAAAAAGAGGGCGACCAAAGAGUUAUUCAGCGCUCUUAAAGACCCCAGUGUGGUCAUAAUGUCUAACUGGUUAAAGAUCCGGGGAACUCUGAAGAGCUGGACCAAGCUGUGGUGUGCUCUGAAGCCCGGAGUCCUCCUGAUCUAUAAAAGCCAGAGCUUGGAGCACUGGGUGGGGACCGUGUUGCUCAACGCCUGCAAGUUGAUUGAACGGCCAUCAAAGAAAGAUGGCUUCUGUUUCAAACUCUACCACCCCUUAGAAAAGUCCAUCUGGGCCAUGAAGGGCCCUAAAGGAGAGACAGUUGGCUCCAUCACGCAACCUCUUCCUAGUAAUUACCUGAUCUUUAGAGCUGCAUCUGAGACUGACGGCCACUGCUGGAUGGACGCGCUGGAGCUGGCCCUCAGCUGCUCCAGCUUCUAUAAGCUCACGGCCAAGAGCAGCAGAGACGGAGACCUGAGCAGCUCCUCCGACUCCUCUAAUAUACUUCACCUCCUGCAGUCUACUGCCCUCACUGACCAGGAACUGCUCCAGUUGAACGACUCAAUGCUGGAAAACAGUCACAUGGAGAACGACGGCUACUCUGACAAAUCUGAGCGAGAGGCCCAUGAGGACUCAGACACCGCAGCCAAUGACACCGGUGGACGGCUGACCGAGGAGAGUGAUAUGGACCAAUCAGAUGACCUUUCUCCUUUCCUCCAGGCAACUGCCUAUGUAGAACAGGACGAGGAGGAGAUGGGAGAGGCCGGCGAGGCAUCCCAGGUGGAGACCGUGUCCGAGGAGAACAAGGGCCUGAUCUGGACGUUGCUGAAGCAGCUGCGGCCGGGCAUGGACCUGUCCAAAGUGGUCCUGCCCACUUUCAUCCUGGAGCCGCGAUCCUUCCUGGACAAGCUCUCGGACUACUACUACCACGCCAACCUACUGUCCCAGGCAGUGACGGAGGAAAGUCCCUACUGCAGGAUGAAGCAAGUCUUGCGCUGGUACCUGUCAGGCUUUUACAAGAAACCCAAGGGGCUGAAGAAGCCGUACAACCCCAUCCUUGGGGAGACGUUUCGUUGCUGCUGGCUGCACCCACAGACCGACAGCUGCACCUUUUACAUAGCAGAGCAGGUGUCCCACCAUCCCCCGGUCUCGGCCUUCUACAUCAGCAAUAAGAAAGACGGCUUCUGCAUUGGCGGUAGCAUCCUGGCCAAGUCGAAGUUCUAUGGCAACUCUUUGUCAGCAAUACUGGACGGGAAGGCUAGACUGUUGUUUCUGACCCGUGAUGAGGAGUAUGUGAUUACAAUGCCAUAUGCUCACUGCAAAGGUAUUCUGUAUGGGACCAUGACUUUAGAGCUGGGAGGCAAUAUCACCAUAGAGUGUGAAAAAACCAAGUACUGUGCUGAGCUUGAAUUUAAGCUGAAGCCUUUCCUGGGCAGUUCGUGUAACGUUAACCGGGUUUCUGGAAAGAUCCGGAUGGGAGAGGACGUGCUGGCCACCGUGGACGGACACUGGGAUGGAGAGGUGCUUCUCCAUGAGAAAAGGACUGGCCACCAGGGGGUGCUGUGGAGCCCCAACGCUGGGGUGCGCAAGCAGAGGCUGAGGAGACAGGUGGUCCAGCUCGAGCAGCAGGGGCCCUUUGAGUCAGAGAGGCUGUGGACACAUGUGACCAGCGCCAUUAUCGCCAAGGACCAGAACAAAGCCACACAGGAGAAGUUUGUCCUGGAGGAGACGCAGAGGCAGGAGGCACGGGAGAGAGGAGAGAGGCCCUGGUGCCCGCGCCUCUUCACCCUGAACACCGACACCAGCGAGUGGCAGUACAAAUACGCAGACACUAAGCCGUGGGAUUCUGACUCCUGCCUGGUUCAGUUUGAGAAAGACGGAAUCAUCCAGGCCAAAGUCAGGCCCCGCCGCCAACAUGGCGCCUUCACCUACAGCCAUACCUGGACCGGUCAGCAGAAGGCCCAAGUGAAUGGGAAGCACAGAAAAUCAAGCAGCCAGCCUUCCAGCUGCAGUCAAAACACAGAAAGCAGCAGCAGCAGCACACCCGAGCCCACACACGAGUCCUCCGACAACGAAGGCUUUUUGAGCCAGUGUGCCAGAUGUAAUAAGGAGGUGAAGGACCUUGCUCUCAUUGAAGCCUCCAUUGCCUCUAUACAAAAAUCACAGCAAGACAUUCAGAAGAACCUGAGAGCGUUGAGUGGUCAGUUGGCACGGCGCACACAGCAGGGUGAGAGUCUGAGUGGCCACCACUGCUUCAUCCUCUGCGUCCUACUGCUUUUCCAGCUCCUCAUAAACUACGUCUUCACCUGAGAGGUCAUCACCUAGUUGCUUAGAGACUGACACUAGCAACUGUUGCCUAGCAAUAAACAAAACCAAACUACCACCACAACACGUCUCCUGAAUGACCGUAGCUAUAUCACUAGGCACCAAGCACUUCGAAAUCAGAAAGAGAAACAGACACUUAACAGCAAUGAACGAAACGGAUUGAAGUGUAAAUGUCGCCCUGUCACUCUUGCUAAUGGAUUGUGUGUUUUAUACUUCUUUGCAAUACUGUUGAUGUUUUUUUGUUUUUGUUUUUUUGGGACACAUUCAGGCCCUAUGGGCGGGUGUGUGUGUGUGUGUGUGUGUGUGUGUGUGUGUGUGUCUCCAUGUCCAUGUCCCCACUCCCUUCCACUUAAGAUACUGGGCCUUAAUGCUUACGCCAAAUAGAAAGGACAAUGGAAGAGUAAUCCAUGGAAAACCAGUCACCAGUGCAAUGUUGUGUGCUUCUGUCUCCUGUGUCUGAUCACCCAGAGCACAACUCCUCUUCAGUGGUUUUACCAAAACAGUAUUCCUCCGUAGUUAGAAGUGCAUCUGUUUACGUGCUUGUUUCUGUACCCUCCACACUAAAGAAAAGUAAAUGCAUUCUGUUACCAAAUAAAGCAGAUUGCAUUGUUCUGGAUGAAGGAAUGUGACGCCAACACAGACCUCCAGUGGGCACGCUGCCAUGGGCUACUGAAACCUUACAGGGGCCUGUGCCACCCUGAGGACCUAAUUGGUUACAUCUGAAGGUCUUGAAUUAUGAAGUGAAGUUUGUGAAUAUAAAUAUGAUAAGGAAGGUUCUCUUAUUGAAUAUGUAUAUAUUUGGAAUGCCAUUUCAAAUGAAAUCGAGAAUUGUAUUUAUUUGAUUUAUUUUAUUUUUUUUUCCCUUGUUUUUAAUCAUACUGUUUUAAAAUUGAUGCAUUAGACUCAUUGUGGUUUUCUGGGAGCAAUACAGUCGCGGCUCUUCUGCAAAGGCUGGAGAACAGAGGUACUGAGACAUCCUGCUCGCACUCCUGCUACUACUGUAAAUACAUCAGCUACAUGUUGGCGCCCUGCUGUUGGGAGUUGAGUUUGAGCACAGUGAUGUUCUCUUAUAGCUGAUGUGAGAUUAGUGUGCUUGGUUAUCUUAAGUACAUUUCAAUACAUGGGGUUCUAAAAACAGGACUGGAUAAGUCUGCUGGGAGUGCUUUGCUUCGUUUGGUUUUGUUUGUUUGUUUUGUUUUACUGCACCCAGUAAAAAACAUUCUAAAUAGGAAAUGAAACAUAUGGCUCACUGAAAUGAAACAAAUGACUCAAUGUUGAUAUUUCUUGCAUACUGCAGCACUACAGUAAACUUUUACAUUUUGA
Messenger RNA from Electrophorus electricus (electric eel), 4572 nucleotides. NCBI's taxonomy places the organism in Eukaryota, Metazoa, Chordata, Actinopteri, Gymnotiformes, Gymnotidae. The record is from RefSeq and is a predicted model, not a curated record.